AUGGGGAAUCCAACAGCUCAACCUCCCAAGCGUGGACGCAAGAAGAAUUUAGCCAACAGGAAGCCCAAGAGUGAAGCUGUCAAGAAGAAAGCUCGCUCUCUGUCUCCCAAACCGACAUCUGGUGUUGCCUCUGUGACUCCGCCGCCACCUUCCAGUCGUCGUUCUCGUCCUGCUCGCCGAGCUUCCACUGGUCAGCUAGAGAACAACCAUGUGACUUCUCCUGUAGCCCGUCGAUCCAGCACUGGUGGUCUGGUUGCAGGCUUGACUGAGGAACAACGCCAACGACAACAGGCAGUGGAAGAAUAUCUUCUAGCCAGCGACUCAGAUGACGAGCUUGGGAUCCAAACCGGCGUCCUGUGUUUGAGUCCGAUUCUGACAACGAAGGAGAUCUUAGUGACGAUGAGUGGGAACUGGAUGAGGAAGAUGAGAUAUUUCCGAUGGAGUCACUCUUGA
Molecule: messenger RNA, 453 nt
Organism: Seminavis robusta
Lineage: Eukaryota; Bacillariophyta; Bacillariophyceae; Naviculales; Naviculaceae
Source: the annotation of a GenBank genome assembly